Melanaphis sacchari is the source of this 1922-nucleotide messenger RNA. RefSeq lists its product as uncharacterized. The record is from RefSeq and is a predicted model, not a curated record. Lineage: Eukaryota; Metazoa; Arthropoda; Insecta; Hemiptera; Aphididae. Bases 86 to 1864 code for a protein of 592 amino acids. The transcript is spliced from 6 exons.
UUAAGAUUUUAAGUUAGUGGUUAUUGGAAAUGUUCGUAUUGUGAUCAUAUUUUGUACUUACUUACUACACUUUAAAAUUUAUAAAAUGGUUAAACCAAUUUAUUGCAAUGUGCUCUUACUAGUUUCAUGCUUAGUAUAUGAAGCGCAUGGAAAUAAUCCUAGGGUUAGGUAUAUAAAAACGCCUUCACGUUUUAUUUCUGACAAUAAUGAUCCUUAUGAUUCAUCAUCGUUAUCAACAGCAGCAGCAGAUGUAGCAGUAGAAGAUACAGAAUCAUUAGAAUCAGCAGCAAAAUUACCGGCAUCGCAUUCUUUGAGGAAAUCGCUUAGUUCGAACGCUUCUUCAGGAUAUGAUGGAAAUCGUGGAUUAGGUUCAAAUAAUAAAUCUCGGCGUGGUGUGCACUAUAAACGAAAACCGUAUGAUAUGGUUUCAAACAAUCAGAAUAGUGAACAAAUGCAAAAUAAUAUGAAUUCUGGAUUUUCAAAUGAUAAAUCUCUAAGUGAUCUAGACAAUACAAAUUAUCAAACUGAAAUGACUUUAGACGAUUCAAACAUUAAAAAAAGAAAUAAUGAUAUGACUUUCGAAAGCUUAAAUAAGAGACCUUUAAGCGGCCUAAAUAAUAGAAACAAGAAAAACGAGAAUACUUCAGAAAAUAAAAAUAUCAGAGAAAGACAAAAUAGUAUAAUUUCAGAUUCAACACAAACAAAAAUGAAUCUUUUAGAUAGAAUUAAAGAAAACUUAAGACAAAAUCCUUUAUUCCCGAAAUUGAAUGAAGAUGAUAGUCAACGAAUCAAUUAUGGUAAUGAAAAAUCAAGUGUGACGAAUAUGAUGAAUUUUAAUAAAAACUUAUUUAAUGAUCGUGGAGUAUUAGGACAAAAUAUUAAUUUGUCAUUUAGAAAAUGUUGUAUUAAUGGCAAUUGUCGUGUUCUAAAAGACGGAGAAAAAUGUGGUGUUGAGGAUUUAUUUACAAAUAUGAAAGACACACAACAACUAAAAAAUCCGAUGUUUGUAACUAUGGGUAACGGAGACAAUGGUUUUCAAGAUAUGAUGUCAAACUUAAAGCCUUUUAAGGUAAACUCGUUCAACAAAUUUGGAGAUAGUUUCGAUGAAGGCAGCAAUAUUCAGGAAACAAGAAAACCGACAAAUAUGCGAUUUGGUUUAAUGAGAUACCCAAUUACCAUUCCCUCUUUAGAUUCGAGUAGUGGUAUAGGUAAUGGUAUGAGUUCAUUCGUUAUGCCACAAAAAAAUAAACCAAAAAAUUACCCAUACUCAGAACCUAUUGGUUUGAGUGAAGACGAAGCUAAUGAAAUCCGAAAUAAAGUCCUUCAAAAAUCUAAUUUGUAUAGAAAAAAACAUAAUCUCAUUCCAUUUACUUUGGAUGAUCAGAUAAACAAUUGCGCUCAAGACUGGGCUAAUAAUCUUGCGAAACUACAAACACUUCAACAUAGACAAAACAACGCUUACGGAGAAAAUUUGUACGCAGAUCAAGAUUUGAAUAAUUUAGGCGAAAAAGCAGUUGAUGCAUGGUAUAAUGAAAUAACUAAGUUUAACAUCGAUGACGAAGAAUCUGGAUUGGGUAGCAAUUCUGGUACACACCAUAUGACACAAUUGCUAUGGAAACCAUCAACUAAAUUGGGUGUUGGCGUUUCACAAAAUCCAAAUGGCAUGUACAACGUCGUUGCCAACUAUGAUCCUAGAGGAAAUAUAUUAGGGUAUUUCAAAGAUAAUUUACCUGAAAUAAAACAAGAAGACAUUGAAGAAGCAAAAAAAUCAAAAAGAGCAACGGAAUCGGUACCAGCAACGAGAUGGUUUUCGAGUUCAUCUUCUCCAUUUCAGUCAAGAUGGAAUAAUUACGAGCCAUAUUAAAAUUAGAACUAUUAGGUAUGUAUAAAUAACUGAUGAUUUGUAAAACUUGUAAAAAAGU